This is a messenger RNA of Hydractinia symbiolongicarpus, 3875 nucleotides long. RefSeq lists its product as uncharacterized. Gene Ontology annotation, cellular component: cytoplasm; nucleus. The transcript has 6 exons. The record is from RefSeq and is a predicted model, not a curated record. Gene Ontology annotation, biological process: regulation of barbed-end actin filament capping. Bases 3 to 2759 code for a protein of 918 amino acids. Lineage: Eukaryota; Metazoa; Cnidaria; Hydrozoa; Anthoathecata; Hydractiniidae. Gene Ontology annotation, molecular function: protein binding.
AAAUGGUUAAUGUUGUAGCUGCACCACAUUUCGAAGAUAUCGAAAAUAUCCACCUUUGUGUAGACUGCAACCUACUCUCCAAGAAAACUUUGGCUGAGGAUAGAAAUAUGAUGAAGUUCUUUUCAAAUAUUUUGCAAAGCUCACAAGCACAAAAUAAAGUUCAGGAUAACAAGGAACGGUAUAUCAACAUAGUCGGUAAAGUCAUGUGUUUUAUGGCUACAAGAAAAGCACUCUAUUCUGUUCCUUCACUCAGUAAAAACGUCCACGAACAAAUAAGCUCGUUAAUACUUUCUCCACAGCAACUCCGUCAUUUAUACAACAACUCUUUAAAAAAAAUUAUAAUCGGUCCCUUAGGCAGUGGUAAGACAGUGCUAGCUUUAGCACAUUUGGAAAUUGCUUACGAGCGCUCUGAGAAUAGAUCGAUCAUAUACUACGUAGUUUGGGACGGCAACACAUUGCUGAAACGGGAUAUUGUCAAUCAUACUAAAAGAUUUAAUUACAAAGCCGCUGUCGAAGUUGUUGUAAAGGAUAAUGUCGAGUUAGCUCAGGAUUUGAAAAUGAAUGAAGUGCCAACACCAUACCAGUUAAUAGAGUCAUUGGUUAAGAAACAUGUUGACCAAAACCUGCAUCUAAUAAUUGAUGAAUUAAAUGGAGAGUUAUUGAACAAGGAAGAAUCAUCUUUGCUUAAACACUAUCUGGAGACUGAAGGAAAAUUAAAUAACUCCUUCAUCAUUUUUUUCCCACAAUCCAUUGAGAAACAUAGAACAUUAAUUUCACACCAAAAAGUCACAAUACAUGACAAGUACAAGUAUGAAGAAACAGGAAUGAAAGUAUUAAAACUUAACAGAGCAAUGAGAACAACCCGGAUAAUCUUUCAGUUUUUAAAGGCUUUUGAAAAUGAAGUAGAACAAGACAAGGUAACAAUUAAGCUUCCCGAUCAGGAAUCAAAAGAUGCAAUAUCCACCAAAACAAAAAUCGAAAAAAAAAAGAAUCUCCUUUCCAAAUUUUGGCAACAACUGAAACAACCACAACAACAACGGCGACAACAACAGCAGCAGCUGCAGCAACCACCACCACCACGACAACAACAAGAACAAGGACAAACUACCAGUAGCAAUGCCACGCCGAUAAUAAAAGGAGAAGAAGAAGUAUUUAAAACACCGGUUGAUAUUGAUGUCGUUGCAGCUUCAAUACAAGAUGGGGAUCUUUCGGGUAAUGUUAGAAUUGAUACUUCAUUAAAAUUCAAUACAGCGUAUUCAAUCGGUCAUAAUAUCGAAGGAACAAAACCGUUAUUGAUACAUCCGGCAAAUACUCCAACAACAGACAAAGAGUUUAUACCAAUGUUAGCGCUUGUUUUACAAGAUGUAUGUUUACAUCAUGCCACUAAACGUUUGUUCAUAUAUAACACAUUCCCUCAAAAGGAUAUUUUUUACAGAUUACUAAAACUGUUAAAAAUUGAUUUUCUUCACUACGACAAGUACACUGACUGGAAAGUUUUAAAUUGUGAUGAUAUCAUAGUUAAAAAUCCCUUGCAGAGUCAAAAUUAUAACCUGCUCACUACUAUUGAGGGAAGUCGUGGAGUUGAAGCAGCCGAAUGCAUCUGUAUAAUUGAAAGCAAUGAUUGCAAGUUAAAACAUUUGACGUUAGAAGCAAUGUCCAGAGCAACACAAAAUCUGGUCCUUGUUUCAGCGUCCAACGUCUACCAAUCGGAUACAGUAAAAUCAUCAACUGGUCAUAUCAUCAGUAAACUGUUAACUGAACAUUUGGUUGAAUACAAUGUAGAAGUCUCAAACGAUGAAGAUACAGAAAUACCGUUCACAAAGUCUAUGAAAAGUAACAAUAAAAUAGUUUUUAACAUAAAACCACAAUAUUGGAAAUUCAAAAAAAUGAUAAAAGAUUUGGAACAUGUUGGUUUUCAGGCAACGGAUGAACGCCUAAAUGCGCAUGAGAUCGUUAGGAAAAACCUUUAUCCUCCUGGAAAAGUGAGCAAUAUAAUUUGCUCAUAUUUGUCAAGUACAUCAUGUAUAUUGAGAUGGCAACAGGACGCUGAUAAGUACACCGUUAGUAGACAAGAAAGUAUUAGUUUAACCUGGAAUAACUUAGCAAAUGACAUUUCUUGCAAUCAAUACAUCGUUGAUGACAUGGAAAUUGGUAAAUCGUGCAAGUUUUGUGUAGUUGCUAAAAAUCAUCUUGGUGUAUCUGAUGACAGCAUUGUGUCUUAUCGUCACAAACUUCCAAACGUUAAGGGUGUCAGAUUUAAAGAUAUCGUAGAAAUUAUUAAAUCUAACGAUAUCAACAAAUUGAAAAAAUUACUAUCCAUUCAUCCAAACAUCGUUCACAUGAGAGAUGAAUAUGAUUACACACCAUUGUUGUGGACAGUAUGGAACACCAACAAUACAUCAAUGGUGGAAAUACUCAUCUCAUAUGGGAGUGAUGUUUGGGCGAAAGAUAGUGGGAAACGAAACAGUUAUCAUUGGGCUGCAAUUGAAGAUCGUCACACAAUAUUAGAUAUGUUAUGUCGACAUGAUGUAACAAACAUCAACCGUGUAGAUGUUCUCAACUUCACACCAUUACAUUGUGCUGCAAUGGAUGGUUACAUCUCAUGUGUUGAUGUUUUGUUGCGUCAUGAAAAUAUUGAUGUGACAAUCAAAGAUCAAUAUGGAGAAACAGCUUAUGAUGUUGCUGGAGUAUGGAUGAAUGAACAAAACCGGGAAAUAAUAAGACGAAAAAUAAAAGAAUACGAAGACAGGACGAAGUAAAUAUUUCAAAUGAUUUUGUUUUGAAAAACAACAAUCAGUUUGUGAGAUGAGGAACGAGUCAAUUUUUUAGUUUUAUUUUAUAUUAUAAUAAAUUUAUUUGUAGUAAAACGUACUGCUAACUUAAAUUCGAUUAUCAAUGAGAAACAAUUUUCUGUUCGAGUUAUUUCUUUCGAGUCUUCUUCCGUUUAUUUUCCAUUUACCAAGAGACACAUGUCACGUGGUUUCGCUGUUAGCAGUAUGUCUCGUUUCCAAAUCUCUCAAACUUGCUGAAUAAUGCAAUAUAGAGAGAGAGUGUUACUUAUUACAAAUAGUCGUUAGCCCGUGGAAAAUCCACGUGUUCGCCCGUCCUUUUUAUACCGCAUUGCGUGCUUCUCGCUAUUGCGUAGCUAAGCUACCAUUUUGCGUGACAGACAGACAGACGUAUACGGACAUUAUAAUAUAGAUAUCUUCCGUAAAGGCUAAACUACACGGUAAGUUUAAACGGACUAUUUGGUUGUAAGAAACACGUUAUAAGUUUAGUGGCAGGUAAUACACCUGUCUACACGUGUUAAAAUGUAUAGGUUUUUUUUAAAAAAAAAUUUAAAAAUAAAUACCAAAUAAAAUUGCGAUUAUUGCUAUAGUAGCAGAAAAAAAGCGAACUAGCACUGUGAAUAGAAACCGAAAAACUACGCUCAAAUCUUUAGUAUAAACAAUAGCUCAAUAAUCAUUCUGUUAAUUUCAAUAAAAAAGCUUAGCAAAAUUGAACAUGUCCAAAUUUUAAAAAACCUUAUGAAACCGAAAAAAGAUUUUUUCUCUUACAUUUAAACGGUCCGUUUAACCUUACCGUGUAUUUUAGGCUUUAUAUUUUUCAUGUGAAUGAAAUUUUUUUAAGAUGUGAAAUGACAAUAAAAAGAACUAACAAAAUUAUUUAGAAUGUUAAAAAUGAUAAUAAGAAGAAAAAAUAUAUAAAAUUAUAUUAUAUUAUAUAUUAUACUUUUAUAUAAAUAUUUUAUAUUGUAAAAUUAUUUUUAUUUAUUUAAAAAUAUUUAUGUAAAAAGUGGUUUUAUUUAUAACAAUAUUAUUUGCUUUUUAAAAAACUGUAAAUAAAAAAAAUGUAAAAAUAUUAAACAUUCACAA